Messenger RNA from Microthlaspi erraticum, 1158 nucleotides. The record is from the annotation of a GenBank genome assembly. Lineage: Eukaryota; Viridiplantae; Streptophyta; Magnoliopsida; Brassicales; Brassicaceae.
AUGGCGGAGCAAUCUCCGGAUAUCGCAAACACUCUGUCGUCGGAUAUGGAGGCUGUUUCGAUUUCACCAGCUCAGCCGUCUUCUUCGACCCCUGGAAUAGAGAUGAGUGAAGAAGUUGCUAAGAGGUACCAGAUUGUUAGAAGUAUCGGUGAGGAAUGCGUUCAAGACGAUGAGCUGAAGAAUCUUCUUGCUAAGAAGGCUACUCCGAUCUGCUACGACGGGUUUGAACCAUCGGGAAGGAUGCACAUUGCUCAGGGAGUGAUGAAGGUGAUCAAUGUGAACAAAUUGACAUCAGCUGGUUGCAGAGUGAAGAUUUGGAUUGCUGAUUGGUUUGCUCAGUUGAACAACAAAAUGGGAGGUGACUUGAAGAAAAUCAGAGUGGUUGGAGAAUACUUCCAAGAGAUAUGGAAGGCCGCUGGGAUGAACGGCGACAAUGUUGAGUUUCUGUGGUCGUCCGAGGAAAUCAAUGCGAGGGCGGACAAGUACUGGCCUAUUGUGAUGGACAUUGCUCGCAGAAACAAACUCCCUAGGAUCACAAGGUGUGUGACGAUUAUGGGACGUAAUGAGAAAGAUGAAAUGAGUGCUGCCCAGAUCCUCUACCCAUGCAUGCAGUGUGCUGAUAUUUUCUUCCUCGAGGCUGAUAUUUGCCAGCUUGGGAUGGAUCAAAGAAAAGUGAACAUGCUAGCGAGAGAAUACUGUGAUGACAUAAAGAAGAAAAACAAACCGAUAGUCUUGUCACACCAUAUGCUUCCUGGUCUCCAACAAGGACAAGAAAAGAUGUCCAAGAGUGAUCCUUUAUCUGCCAUCUUUAUGGAAGAUGAGGAGGCUGAAGUUAAUGUGAAGAUCAAGAAAGCUUACUGUCCUCCAAAGAUUGUGCAAGGCAAUCCAUGCCUCGAGUACAUUCAGUACAUCAUCCUACCUUGGUUUGAUGAGUUCACUGUUGAGCGAAACGAAGAAUACGGCGGUAACAAGACCUACAAUAACUUUGAAGAUAUUGCUGCUGAGUACGAGAGCGGCGAGUUGCAUCCUGGGGAUCUGAAGAAAGGUCUAACGAACGCGUUGAAUAAGAUCUUGCAACCUAUUCGUGAUCAUUUCAAAACAGACGCUCGCGCCAAGAAUCUGCUCAAACAAGUCAAGGCUUACAGAGUCACCAAAUAA